AUGGGUCUCUGCUUCUCCUCCUCUCACACUUCUUCCCGCAACCCUCCUAACUACUCAGGCAAGUCUUCAACUUUCCCACUCUUUUCUCUAAUCAAAAUAUCCCAUAACCGGUUCGAUUUGGUUUUGAUUUCAGGUUCAGCGAGUGCUGACAGCAAGAACGUGGGGUUCUCGGCGACCACUAGCAGUUUCGGGAAGAGCCAAUUCUCGGAGAUGGCGAGUGGGAGCAUCGAUAGCGAAGGGUCUCUUCCAUUUUGUUCCCCUGAUGGCCAGAUUCUGGAACGACCCAACUUGAAGGAGUUCAGUUUCGGGGACCUGAAAUCUGCGGCUAAGAGUUUCAAGGGAGACACAUUGCUGGGUGAAGGUGGGUUUGGCAGAGUCUACAAGGGGUGGUUGGAUGAGAAGAAUCUCACCCCUGCCAAACCAGGCUCUGGCAUGGUCGUCGCCAUAAAAAAAUUGAACCCCCAAAGCACCCAAGGCUUCCAAGAAUGGAAGACUGGAGAGUCCGAAGUGAACUUUUUAGGAAGGCUUUCCCACCCCAACCUGGUCAAGUUAUUGGGCUACUGUUGGGAUGAGGAAGAACUUCUUCUUGUGUACGAGUUCAUGCCUAAAGGAAGCUUGGAGAAUCAUCUCUUUAGAAGAAAUCCUAACAUAGAACCACUUUCUUGGAGCACCCGGCUUAAAAUAGCUAUUGGUGCAGCUCGUGGACUAGCUUUCCUGCAUGCCUCCGAAAAGCAAGUCAUAUACAGAGAUUUCAAGGCCUCAAAUAUACUUCUCGACGGGAAUUACAAUGCAAAAAUAUCAGAUUUUGGCUUGGCUAAAUUGGGGCCAUCUGGGGGACAAUCACAUGUAACUACCAGGGUCAUGGGCACAUAUGGUUAUGCUGCUCCAGAAUAUAUCGCAACAGGCCACUUGUAUGUGAAGAGUGAUGUGUAUGGAUUUGGUGUAGUGCUGCUUGAAAUAAUGACAGCCAUGAGGGCACUUGACACAAGAAGACCAACAGGGCAGCAGAACCUGGUUGAAUGGACUAAGCCUUGUCUCUCUUCCAAGAAAAAGUUGAAAACAAUUAUGGAUGGUAGGAUAGAGGGUCAAUAUUCACCCAAGGCUGCAUUGGAAGCAGCACAGCUUACUCUAAAAUGCCUAGAGCAUGACCCUAAACAGCGUCCUUCAAUGAAAGAAGUACUUGAGGGAUUGGAAGCCAUUGAAGCUAUCCAUGAAAAGUCCAAGGAAUCCAAAACCCGCAAUUCUCACCACACUUCUCAUCAGCAUCCUCGGCAGAGAGUUGUGAGGGUAUAA
This is a messenger RNA of Sphenostylis stenocarpa, 1293 nucleotides long. The record is from the annotation of a GenBank genome assembly. Lineage: Eukaryota; Viridiplantae; Streptophyta; Magnoliopsida; Fabales; Fabaceae.